GUGAUAGGUUGCUGGGCGUCAUCGGGAUACAGCGUGCAAGGAUGCGCACAAUUCGAGCAGAAGUUGAGAGCAUGCAUGGAUGCACCGAGGAACCAGAACAUGAAGAAGAGCAACAUCAAUUACCACCUCUCGCGGAUGUAUCCGAAGAUGAAAGGACCUCACAAGCGCGACUAA
Molecule: messenger RNA, 174 nt
Organism: Westerdykella ornata
Lineage: Eukaryota; Fungi; Ascomycota; Dothideomycetes; Pleosporales; Sporormiaceae
Product: mitochondrial 37S ribosomal protein YmS-T
Exons: 2
Biological process (GO): mitochondrial translation
Cellular component (GO): mitochondrial small ribosomal subunit
Molecular function (GO): structural constituent of ribosome
Source: RefSeq, a predicted model, not a curated record